This is a messenger RNA of Pezoporus flaviventris, 2277 nucleotides long. It is a transcript of the gene DHCR7, whose product is annotated as 7-dehydrocholesterol reductase. The record is from RefSeq and is a predicted model, not a curated record. Lineage: Eukaryota; Metazoa; Chordata; Aves; Psittaciformes; Psittacidae. Bases 29 to 1456 code for a protein of 475 amino acids. The transcript is spliced from 8 exons. Gene Ontology annotation, molecular function: 7-dehydrocholesterol reductase activity. Gene Ontology annotation, cellular component: endoplasmic reticulum membrane. Gene Ontology annotation, biological process: cholesterol biosynthetic process; brassinosteroid biosynthetic process.
AUUCGCUAACCAUCCUGAUGAAGACAUCAUGGGAGCCCAGCAGGAGAAAAAACCUUCUGAAGAAAGAAAAUACAAAAGUACCCAAAAUAAUACUCAAACAUCUCAAGUCCAGUGGGGAAGAGCAUGGGAGGUGGACUGGUUUUCCUUGGCAAGCGUCCUUUUCCUGCUUAUGUUUGCACCACUUAUCGUGUAUUACUUCAUAAUGUCCUGUGACCAGUACCAGUGCUCUCUGAUGAAUCCACUCAUUGACUUGCUAACGGGGAAUAAACAUCUGUCUGACAUCUGGAACAAGACUCCUAUGCUGACCUAUAGGGCUGCUGGCAUCUAUGCCCUUUGGGUCACUUUCCAGGUGGUUUUGUAUAUAUGCCUUCCUGACUUUUGCCAUAAAUUUCUUCCUGGAUAUGUAGGAGGUGUACAAGAAGGUGCUGUCACCCCUGCUGGCAUAGUGAAUAAAUAUGAAAUAAAUGGACUUCAGGCUUGGAUCUUUACCCACAUGCUUUGGUUUGCAAAUGCCUAUUACUUCCACUACUUCUCCCCUACCAUCAUUUUUGACAACUGGAUUCCUCUCAUGUGGUGUGCCAAUAUCCUGGGAUAUGCAGUUUCUACAUUUGCAAUGAUUAAAGGCUACCUUUUCCCUACCAAUCCAAAAGACUGCAAAUUCACUGGCAACUUCUUUUAUGACUACAUGAUGGGGAUUGAAUUCAACCCUCGAAUAGGAAAGUGGUUUGAUUUCAAGCUCUUCUUCAAUGGGCGCCCUGGUAUUGUAGCUUGGACUCUAAUUAACCUUUCCUAUGCUGCAAAACAACAGGAGCUGUAUGGCCAAGUAACUAACUCCAUGAUCCUUGUCAACGUUCUUCAGGGUAUUUAUGUUUUGGACUUCUUCUGGAAUGAAGCCUGGUAUUUGAAAACCAUUGAUAUCUGCCACGAUCAUUUUGGAUGGUAUUUGGGCUGGGGAGACUGUGUUUGGUUGCCUUACCUCUAUACUUUGCAGGGCUUGUAUCUGGUUUACUACCCUGUCCAGCUGGGCACAGCCAAUGCCAUAGGCAUCUUGAUACUGGGCUUCAUUGGCUAUUACAUCUUCAGAAUGACCAACCACCAGAAGGACCUUUUCCGUCGUACCAAUGGCAACUGCAAGAUAUGGGGGAAGAAACCAGAGUACAUAGAGUGCUCCUACAUGUCUGUAGAAGGCACCAAGUACUACAGCAAGCUAAUGACCUCAGGAUUCUGGGGGUGGGCACGUCAUUUUAACUACACAGGUGACCUAAUGGGUUCCCUGGCCUACUGCCUGGCUUGUGGCUUUGAGCACAUCUUGCCUUACUUCUACAUAGUUUAUAUGACUAUUCUGCUAACCCACCGGUGCAUUAGGGAUGAACACCGUUGUCUCAGCAAAUAUGGGAAGGACUGGAAGCGCUACACUGCAGUGGUCCCUUACCGGCUCCUACCAGGAGUGUUUUAAAGCUAACACAGAAACCAAGGGACAGAUAAGAAAGACUUUCUGGAGGCGAAGAGAGUUUAUCCACAUUGUUAAACUAACAAAAACACUUUGUGAAGGACACUCAUACUGUUCUGAAGGAGAAGGGGUGGCUGGAUAAUAAUGCUUAAUGUACUAAAGGAACAUGCAGAGGUGGACUGUAUUUAAAGUAAAUAAAAUUAGGUAUUGGAAUGUCCUGGGUUUUGAGAGGACUUUUACCUGGAACUUUCUUUUUUCCCUCCUAUUCAAAAUUAACUUGGAAUUGAAGAAAAGUUCAUGUAUUGAGACUCCUGAAAUAUCCCAAAGCUGGAAGAAACAGUAGAGUUCUUCCUGGAAUCAGCUUCCUGUGACUUAGAAGAGGAGGAAAACGGUUGUGUGAUCCAUGUAGGAAAGAAGUUGUUUGACAUGGUUGGUUGUGAUGGUCAUACCUACAGUCACUAACUCCCCCAAAGGAGGUUUUAUUGUCUUUUGCUUUUCAAGAGGUUAACUGGGGUCUUUAUAAACUGGUGUGUGGGAAGGUUGUUAUAAUCUAAUACAAAUGCUUGUGAAAAUUGGCAUAAAUUGGUAUAGUUCAGAAGUUAGUUUAGUUUACGGUACCUGAUAAUAUGGUGCAUGACCAACUGAGUGUUAUUUUGAGACUGAAACCAAACUUGCUUUGUGAAGAUACUGAGCAGCGCUGAUUUUGGUUGAGAUAGUUAAUUUUCUUCAUAGUAGCUGGUAUGGGGUGAUGUUUUGUAUUUGUGCUGAAAAUAAUGUUUUUAAUUCAGGGAUCUUUCUGUUAUGCUGGGCAGUGCUUGCACAGAGUC